CUACACUUUUCACAGUUGGUGCGUUUUGUCGUGUGUGUGUGUGUGUGUGUGUGUGUGUGUGUGUGUGUGUGUGUGUGUGUGUGUGUGUGUGUGUGUGUGUGUGUGUGUGUGUGUGUGUGUGUGUGUGUGUGUGUGUGUGUGUCUGUGUGUAUGUGUCUCUGUGUGUAUGUGUCUCUCUGUGUGUGUGUGUGUGUGUGUGUGUGUGUGUGUGUGUGUGUGUGUGUUUGUGUGUGUGUUUGUGUGUGUGUGUGUGUCUCUGUGUGUGUGUGUGUGUUUGUGUGUGUGUGUGUGUUUGUGUGUGUGUGUGUUUUAGUGUGUGUGUGUUUGUGUGUGUGUGAUGUGUGUGUGUGUGUGUGUGUGUGUGUGUGUGUGUGUUUGUGUUUGUGUGCGUGUGCGUGUGCGUGUGCGUGUGUGUGUGUGUGUGUUUCUGUGUACUAAUGUUGGGAAAAAAAAAUUCUUCGGAAUCGAUUCCGACUAGCUACGAAGCUUUCUGGAAUCGAUUCGAGAUAGUAGAUCCGGAAUCAGUUACCGAGAUCGAUUCCGGAAUUGGUUCCGAAAUUAGAUUCGGAGUCGGUUUCGGCAUUUUCAUAAAGGCCGGGGGGUUCAUUGUCCGUAAUCGCUAGUGUAAGUUCAAUUUUCACUAGCACAUCUGGCGGCAGCUGACCGAAGCUUUUUUUUUUUUUGGCAAUCGAGGGAAUGCUUGUGCCGGAUCUCAAAUUGAAGUCGUUUUUUUACCGUUUUUUAUACGAAAAUAGUUGGAAUACUUGCACAACACAUUUAUCUAUCAAUUACAAAAAUUUCCUCGUCUGAAUUAUGUAAAAAAAAGGAAAAAUAACAUAUUUUCAGAAAAUAGACUGCAAAUUGUUUGGCAAAAUGCUGCGGUCAGCCGCCGCCAGAUGCGCUAGUGAAAAUCGAAAUUACUCCGAAAUCGGCUCCGUAGUCAACUCCGGAAUCGGGAUGACCUCUUCAGUGCGUUGUUGUUCCCUGGCGGCGGCGGAUGAUCUUGGUCUGCCGCUGGCCGCCGCAUUUCUGUCGAAAUAUCAAUCAUUUGCGCUCGUGUGUUUGGGUACUAUUUUCGGGUGAAUUUCGUGCAGUUGUUGCAGGAAUACGAAUCCAGUCGAGUACGUGCGUGCGUGCGUGCGUGCCCGGUGUGCGUUCAUUCCUGCACACCACGCCUACACGUGUGCGUUGCGCGCAGCAUGACUGCACGGGGCGGGGGGGCAGGCAUGCACGCAGGAAUGAAUCAGACGCGCAUGACGCAUUAUUGUAAGAACGUGCCCACGGGGGAAGCAGUGCUUUGUUCCCUGCGUCACUGUGAUGGAUGGUUGGUCGCAUUCGAUCGCAUAUUGGUCAAAGGCGCCCAGCCAAACAAAUCGGACAAUAAAGUACCCCCUAGCACAGCACACAAAUUGCCGGUAAUUUUAAAUUAAUUUAAUGGUAAACUAGCAGUCGUUAAUGAACCCAUUGGAGCAGCUGGGAUCGAUCCUGUUCGGUACGGUUUUUGUUUGUUUAAUAACACUCACUUAGUGGUGUGCUUUAUGAAUCUUUCGUUGCGAUUAAUUCAAGGCGAAUCUCUCUAGCGACGAGAGAUUCGAAUAUAGGAUCUCCAAAGAUUCAUGAAUCUCUAAAUAUUGCUAAAUCCACAAAGAUGCAUCUAAAGAUUUCUAAAGAUUGAUAUGGUUUUAUUUGUAUUUUAUUAUCUCACAAUAUUUAUGAAUUUCGUAACAUCAUAAGCAGUCAUCUUUUGGGCGACUGCGACCAACGCGGUCAUGCCCUGCCUAUACAGGCUUUCGAGACUUAUUGCCAGCGUCCACACAUGAAGUCCAAAACAGCCGAAGUCGUCGUACAAAAUCAUGAAAAAGUCUGCUCCCUUGCGUUCCGGCGUCCACCCGACGUUUACCGAGUCGAGCCGAAUAGUUGUGUUCGUUAAACAAGUGGGCGCGUAUCAGGUAGCAGGACAGCAGGUAGCAGGAGGAAACGUUUCUAUGUUUUUUGUUGCCUUGUUCUUGCCUUUAGAUCCUGAUGAGUGAAGCACGCACACCUUACGGGUACGUUCGUGCUAUAAGCCUAUCCCUUUUACGCUAAUGGUGAAGAUAUAAUCGGCUCUGCAUUCGGGCAUGGGCAGUCCCGUGGGCGUCGUCUGUAUGCGGGCAUUCAGCACCAAGCAGCCAAAUAGUCAAUCCUUGCUACGGUGGAGACGGGGGUCCAUAUGCGGCUUGCUACAAUUUUAUCAGGUUUUAGGAUGAAAAGUAGAAUGACAAUGGCAUAACUAGUAUAUUUUGUAGUGUAUUGACGGAUUGACAGUUCACGCAUGGCACGGUUUGACAGCUGACGUUUGACACUUUGGACAAAAAGAUCCGAAUGCGAAAUAAACAAAACAGUAAACAGAAAAAGAAAGUGAAGACUUACAACUUGAAGAAUCUUCACGUACACGUAGUCUCCGAGAUUCGUUGUACCGGAUAUGCGAAUAUUUAGCUACACUCGGUGGACUUAAUUUCGACAGUUCAUUCCACAAAUUGUACUGAUUUGAUGCAUGAACAGUUAAGAGCAGCACAACAAAAAAUCAUUUGAAAACGAAAAGAUAAGCUCUUCAUUCAGAACCAUACCUAACCAUUGAUGCAGGGAAUAAAAUCACCCAUUGCGAGCAAAACGACAACUACAUUAUUGCGUGGAUAGCGUAUCUCGGAGACAUACAUAAAUAACAAUACCUAAUAGGCAUUUAAAAAUAUGUUCUUGAACCCCAAGGUUCCAAUGAAUAGUCUAAAAACGUACUUCAGAAAACAGUUCCAUUACAUUCAGCCAUCAAACCGCUAAUUUUAGUGUUAACAGACAAUCUUGCAAGCGUCUUCAGACCGUCUUGAAGGUUUUUCAACUAUAGCAUCUUCAAAAGACAUGUUAAAACUGUGUGAGCGUACUCAUAAUAAAGCAUUCUUUAUGCGUGUUUAGACAAGUCUAAAAGCCGUAGGAAAUAGUUCUCGGAAGUUGUUGACACACGAGACUUCCGUCCAUGGAUCUACUUGCCGUUUCGUGAUGUUCGUGCUUUAAUUGAAUGCUCGCUCGAUGGCGAUGUUAUUUUUUUAUAUCUGUCAAAUAAGCUUCGUUCGCUCGAACCACUGUCGCCUGCCGGGACUGUGUUCCCCAUGUCCGAAUUCUUCUACACACAUUGCACAACGUUUCGCUCAGCGGGCCGCUUUUCCUUUCGCUUCAGCGUUGGUCUGUGUAGGACGAGGUUGCUUUUUUAAAACACAAAGACCAAUUCGUAUCACUGCGAAGCUCUCUUCGGUCGAGCGAGGGGUUGAAGCGCAUCUUGUGCACUACGCGUGUUCUCGCACCUCUCCCUUCGCCCGCCGCACCGUGUGUAUCACCACCAUCCGUCGAAGGGCGGCAAUCACGCGCGCGGGUAGGCUCUGAUUGGCCGUCCGCCGCUGCUGCUGCGUCACACAAAUGUGCAACCAAAAUAAAAUCCACCCGUUUUCUCGUCCAACCGCGCUUGCAUCUCGCACACAAAACGGGGUGCAACAGGAAGGACGCAUCGGAUCGCGAAGCUUUUGCAGUGGGGAAGUGAUACACCCACGGUCGGUGCCGGCAAACUCGGCAGAUCGAUCAGUCGGUGGACGGUAAUCAAACGGUUAGGUUUUACUCCACAUUCGCUCGUGCCGCGAACGACGCGCCGACACGCACACACGACACACCGGUCUCAUUAUUGAUAUAUUGUAAAAACACGACAGCGAGAGGAAGAAGAAGCGUGCGUAAAGGUCCAGGUGGUUGCAUUUUUUUGUUGUUGUCGUGCGUAACCUCCCGAAUCAGCAGGUGCACUUGUGUGGUGAUGAUGGUCGUGUUUCUGUAGUGAGCAGUGGGUGCUGUUUUCCUUUCGGGGUUUCUUAUGUUUAUCCCACAUCUAUUCUAAUUGCAGUGUAGUUGUGUAUGUGUGUGGGCAUUAAUAAGUAAAUUUGUAUGUAUUUGCCAUGAAAAGAAAGUUACAUUUGCAUGGUAAAGUGAUUCGCAAAGUGUGAGUGUGGAUGUGCGCGCAGCAAUAGUGCGUCGUUGUAAUGUGCGGGAGAAAACACGUUGGGUUAGUGUUGUAUUUCAUUGUGUUUUAGAGCCUUUUGGUGACUUGGUCACUUUGAUGAACUACUGGUCAUUGAAGUGUGUGUCACGACGUUUUCGAUUUUAAACAAGUAGUCAGUGAUUAAUGGUAACCAAAAAUGGGAGAAAAAUAAUGAUGUUCGUAUGACAACAAUGCGUGAUUCUUGUAUGAGAGGGAAAUGAAAGUAUACAUUAGAUAACAAGGAAAACGGAAAUCAAAAGAUAAAGAGCGUUGAUACAUACCUUGAAGCGGGAUUGUGCAUCAUCGCGCUCCUAAGUAAAGUGCGUCAGAACGAUAAACAAAAACUAAGAAUUCUACGGCAGCAGCGUAAGCUGUCACCGACAUGGGCAGUGAUCAUUACUGCUUGAGGUGGAACAAUCAUCAAUCCAACCUUCUCGGGGUGUUCAGCCAAUUGCUCCAGGACGAGAGUCUGGUGGACGUCACACUCGCUUGCUCAGAGGGCGCCUCCAUCCGAGCCCACAAGGUUGUACUCUCGGCCUGCUCCUCCUACUUCCAGACGCUGUUUCUCGACCAUCCGGCCCGGCACCCGAUCGUCAUACUGAAGGACGUUCGCUUUGCCGAGCUGCGCACGCUGAUCGAAUUCAUGUACAAGGGCGAGGUAAAUGUCGAAUACUGUCAGCUUUCGGCACUGCUAAAGACGGCAAAAUCGCUCAAGGUCAAAGGACUGACGGAGAUGACAAAUCAGAGCAGCCCGCUGACGGAACCGAAGCUAGAGCCGGAGCGACUCCGACCCCACAGCAGCCAUGGUGCGGGCGGUGGCGUCGGCGCGACCGGCGGCAGCAACAGUGGCAGCGGGAGCGGCGGCACCACCCUGGCCGCCUCGGAAGCGAUCCUGCCGACCAACCUCUCCACGACGCUCCCGACGGCAACGCUCGCGGGCGGCGGUGGCGGCCCGUAUCUCACCUCAACGACCACCACCGCCACGCCGGGCGCUGCGUCGACGACGGUCAGCACCACCGCCACGACUGCUACGACCACCGGCAGCAGUAGCAGCACCACCACUACUACUACUACUACGAGCGAACCGGACGGUGCCGACAGACCGGCAGCGGCGGAGCAGCAGCAGCAACAUCACCAGCAACACUCGCAACAGCAUCACUACACGACGCAGCAGCAACGUUUGAGUUCCUCCGGCAUUGGCAGUGCCAGCGUCACCUCGGCAAGCUCGCUCAGCAGCAGCAGCAGCAGCAGCAGCAGUGGCACGGCCACCGCCGGCAACGUCACCGAUUUGUCCACCACGCACGGGAAGGACGCGGCAAUGGUGUGCGAAGCGGACGCGUCGACAGCCGCCGCCCCGAGCGCCACCACGACCACUACGCCCCUCUCGCUGCUCACCCGGAAGCAUCGCGACGCGCCGAUCGACAUCGCAACCGCCACCACAGCCUUAUCCUCAGCGAGUGCCGCCGCCGUAACGUCGUCGGCCGCACAGCUGCACGGUGGUGGCGGUGGUGCCGUCGGCAGCAAGGGCUCGAGUUCCUCCUUCACCUCGGUCGCUGCACUUAGCAGCAGUAGUAGCAGCAGCAGCACCACCACCACCACCGUCAUCCAGCGGCCGGCGUCGGGCGAUGGCAUUCUCUCUUCCCAGCUGGCCGCGUCGGCAGUCAGCAGCGACGGCAGACGUAGCGCCACACCCCUGCACGACGAGCCGCCCAGCCGGGAGGAGGAAGAGCCCGAGGAGAUGGAGCAGGAGGUAAACGAUCGCCAUCCGCAGGAUGCGCGGACUACACCGACAAUCGGCGCCGCGCUAGACGACGAACGUGACACUACUACAACCGCCACCACCACCACCACCACCACGGUCAGUGAUAAGGCAGACGCGCACCAAAGUGCUCACCAGGAGCGGGGAGCAAGGAUAGGGACGGCGUCGCCCCCGGCCGGCAGCGGGGGCGAUACGGACGAGUGCGCCGCAAGCGACGAACCCGCCGCCGCAGGCGACCCAGUAACCGCGUGCUGCUCCACCUCGAUCGCGGAGCGUCAGCCAUCGCCCGCACCGGCCGCCCUGAUCCCCGACAGCAGCCUAUCGCGCAGCAGCCCGCUCGGCGAGCUGGUGGACGAGGUGCGGCGACCGGCAAGCAGUGCCGCUGCUGCGGCCGCCGCCGCCGCCGCUGCCGCCCUGAUGGCAACCGAUCUGCGCACGGACACAGACCAUCAUCACGCGAUGCUGCUGCGGGACGUGACGAUGGGAACCGCCGACUACGACGAUGAGGAGGAAGAGGAGGAGGAGGACGAGGACGAGGGGGAGGACGUGGACGAUGGGGCAGCGGAGAUGCUGCUGGCAGCGGCCGCCGUCGCACAGGUUGCACGGGAGGCACGCGAUGAAGGGACGGACGCCAUCGUGAUCGGCACCAGCGAGGAGAGUGCGGAGCAGCGGCGUCGACGCGGACGCCGCCCGCUGACGGCAAGCGACGAACCGGAGGAGGAAGCGAACGAGGAGCAGCAACACCGCCAUCGGUCCAGACGCACCGGACCGGACGACGAGACGACGCUGGGCCCGGAGGAGGUGGAGGACGACGAUGACGACGACGACGAUGACGACGAUGACGAGGACGACGAGGGCGGCGGCCCGCACGAUCUGCACAUUGGCAGUGCGGGCAGCACGGGCAGCGGCGGCAGCGGCGGCGGUGGUGGUACACUGCUCGGCCGGCACCACCACCACCACCACCAUCACCAGCAUCUGCUGCAGCUGUCCGCCCACCAUCACCACCACCAUCAUUCGCACCAGCAGCUCCAGCAGCAGCUGCACCAGCACCAUCAGCAGCAGCUGGCGGCCGCGGAGCUGCUGCGGACGGCCGAGCAGCAGCAGCGGGUGCGCCAGCAGCAGCAGCACCAGUCCCGUCGCCGCCGCUCGUCCGAGGACGGUCCGGCCCGGCCAAGUGGCACCACCACAAACAACAACAAUAACAGCAGCAGCGCCACCUACAACAACAACUCCGACGACGAGUAUCAGCCACCGAUGAAGAUCAAAAACGAAGUCGACUUUUCAGCGUUCGCCGGUCUGAACAUGACGAUCAAUGCGGCGGCAAGCGCCAACGCCAACCUGUCCGCCGCACUGAACGCGGCGUCGGCCGGUCCGGGCCCGAUCCUGCUCGCGACCGAUCUGCGGCCGGCAUCGCGCGGCGGCAGCACCACCACCACAACCACCUCGGCCGAGGCCGCCGCCCAGAGCGGGAACAACGGCAGCAAGAACGGCGAGCAGCAGCAGCAGCGCGAGCGUGGUUCGCCCCAGCACCAGCAUCUGCAGCACCAUCACCAUCAGCGGGCGGCGGCGGCCACCGCAGCCGCGCUGGCCGUCUUUAACGCGAGCGGCCUCUCCAGCCCCCUGGCCGAACCGAUCGCGGGACCGUCCGGCAUCAUGGGCCCGGUCCAGCAAGUGCCUCUGUCGCUAAAGAAGGAGAUCGACUGGGGCGACGACAAGUCUUCGGGCGAAAGCUCACUAGACUUCCGUCACGCGCACGACUCGGCGCUCGGACGCUUCCUGGUCGGGCAGGGUGGCGGCGGCGGCGGCUACCCGCGGUCGGGCAUGAAGUCAGCCCCGCCGGCCGGCAUCAUCGGCUUUCCGGGCGCUGCCGUCGGUGCGAUCCCGUUCGUCUUUCCGUUCGCGCCGCUCGGGCUCGGCCUGUUCGAUGCCGAUCCGCAGCGGCUGCUCUCGCUGCUGCACCACCAGUCGGCGCUGGCGGAGGAGGCGCUGCGCUACCGCAGCCUGCUGUUCGGCGGCGGCACCGCCACGCCGGACGGGACGCCGAGCCAGCACCAACAGCCACUCGAAGACUGCAAGGAGCCGCUCAACCUGCACGCCACGACCCACGCAAGCACCACCGCCACGGCAGCGUCCUACGAGCACGACAAGAUGGCCGCCGGCAGCUCGCCGACGAAAGCGACGAUGAUUCGCGUCCGGGACGGACUCACCAAGGAAGGCUUCCGCAAUGGGGGCGGUGAGGAGCUGUUGCUGCGCAAACCACCACCACCACCACCACCACCACCAGCUACACCAGCGGCAUCAGCACCGUCCUCGUCUGCCCCGUCGCCCAGCUGCGACGACACUGGGCUGUCGCUGUUCCGCGACGUCCGGCAGCUGAGUGGCGGCUCGCCCACGCCCACCACCUCCACCGGGGGCGGCAGUGGCAGCACGGCGGCAGCAGCGUCCGGCACCGACACCGCCAAGUGUCACAUCUGCAUGGCCAACUUCCCAUCCGCCUGGCUGCUGGAGCAGCACUCCGCCCUGCAGCACCCGCACCUGACGAUCCACGACGACAAGCCGUACCUGUGCGGGCUGUGCGGGCAGAAGAGCCGGUACGCCUGCUGCCGGUACCGGACGGUGCUGGCGAAGCAUCACCGGGGGGAGCCGGGCGGCGGCGGCGGCCGGAGCCGGGUCCCGGCCGACAAGCUCUUCACCUGCGACGUGUGCGGCAUGCAGUUCCGCUACCUGAAGUCAUUCAAGAAGCACCGGCUGAACCACGCGCUCGAGCGGCUCCACGGCAAGAAGGGUGGUGGGGGCGGGGUGGGAGCACCGCCCGCCGACAGCGAGCCGGCCGUGUCGAGCACGAACGAGGGCGGCGGCGGCGAGGCGGCCAGCAGCGCGAUGGUGGCCGAUCUGCGCAGCCGCACGGCGGCCGGCGUGGGCGACGGCUCGGAGGGGGGAGGCACGGUGGAGCAGGACGACACGGUGUCCGAUUCGGCGCUGCAAAACCAACCGGCGGCCGACUGCGCCCCUCCGACGGCGGCCGAUGACACGCACACUAAGAUCAGCAGCAGUAGUAACAGUGGCGGCGGCGGCGGCGGCGGCUGUAGUAAUGGUAGUAGCAACAGCAACAACAGUAGCAGCAGUGGUAGUAGUAGUGCGUGCAGCACCACUGCCACCACCACGACCAUCAACAACAGCACCGUCUGUCACAGCAACGGGAUCAAUGCGAGCCCCUGCAGCAAUGGUGGGCGCAUCGGGCCGAUGGUGGAGGCCGCUAGCGAGGCGCUGCUGACCGGCGAGCUGAAGCGCUACCAGGCGGCCUCGGUGGCGGCGGUGGCGGCUGCCGCCGCCCAUCACCACCACCACCAGCACCACGCGUCCGUCGUCCGCUCGAUGGAGGCUGAAUCGAGCAGUGUGCAUGGCAGUGCGGCAGCACCCGGGGCGGCGACCACACCGACCAGUGGCGGGGGGCUGGUGCAUGCGCACGCGCACGCCCUGUCGCCGCCCGGCACCACCACCACAACCGCCACCAGCGGGCCGGCCUCCUCGCUCAGCCACACGCUCAACAGUCUGAUCAACGCGGAGACGAUACCGCACCACCGGCUGCUCGGGCUCGAUCCGCAGGAAGCCUCCAUCCUGAACUUUCUGCGGGUGGACGCGGCCGAGAAGCAGCGGGACCGCCGGUUCGCCUGCCCGUUCUGCGGCAAGUGCGUCCGGUCGAAGGAAAACCUGAAGCUGCACGUCCGCAAGCACACCGGCGAGCGGCCGUUCGUCUGCCUGUUCUGUGGGCGCGCGUUCGGCGGCAAGUCCGACCUGACGCGCCACCUGCGCAUCCACACCGGCGAGCGGCCGUACCACUGCGAGGCGUGCGGCAAGUGCUUCGCCCGGGCCGACUACCUCUCCAAGCAUCUGACCACGCACGUCCACCAGCUGUCGCCGCGCCCGUGAGAGGAGGGCCGGCGGAGGCGCCCGCGCAUGUCGGUCCUCUGUCGGAAGUAAGCGAACUGAACAGGUGCAACGGGGUGGGGGAGAGUCGUGUGGAAGAGAGGGAGAGAGAGAGAGAGCGCAAGAGAGAGGCACCCUGUCCGAGAGGGUCCGUAGCCGAAUCUGUACCGAAACCUACCUACAAGAAGGCGUUGGAGGUGCGCGGCGCUCUUAGAGACGCCGCCAUAACUCCUUCGUUCGUGCAACGCAAAGCAAUACUACACUCAAACACACAAACACAGAAUACUACAGCGAGAGAGAGAGAGAAAGAGAGAGAGAGAGAAAGAGAGAGAGAGAGAGAGAUAAAUGGCCAUUGCAACCUACUAAACGCUAAAAAACGAGCGAAAUAGAGACAGAGAGAACAAUGCGAAGCGUCCUCAGUAGCACAAAAUGGCCGCCCACGCUAGCGUCCCUCGGUGUUAGUGGUUGGAUAGACUGCAUCCAAAACAAAAAAAAACAAUUUUAAGACUAGCUGUGUACUUGUAAAUGCAACUUUCGUCUAUUAUCGUUGUUGUACGUGAACACUAAUACACAUAUAAUAUAAACAAGCACACACACACACACACAAACAAAUGAAACAAACAGUCACGCAUGGGUAGCACGCACCGGCAACCGGAGAGAAAGUUAGAUAGGAAGAGAGGAUGAGAGAGAGAGAGAGAGAAAGAGAGAGAAAGAGAGAGAGAGAGAGAAAGAGAGAGAAAUCGAAAGGGAGAGAGCAAGUUCAAUGUGGAACAAUUUUACCUCAGGCAACCAAAGCACAUUGAACAUUGCGCCCAUUGAACGCCCGGAGAAACGUUUAUUGCCGCACUGCAUUCCGUCCGCCAUCUUACUGCGGAGCACUUGCGACCAGGUACCAUUGACAAUUGAAACGAAACCAAAAACGCUACUAGUCUGGGAGUUUUCGUUCGUUUUUUGUUUUCUUCUUCCUGUUCCAUAUUCGAGGGAGAGUUGGGGAGUGCACUAUGUGGUAUAGGUCCGUUUUGUUGUGCAUGUUUUCUUACGCAACAGACCAGCGACCACUAUCCGGCCUGUUGCCGCCAACCACCCGUGCCCCACACCACCAUCUCCUUCCCGAAACAACUCUAAAGCAAAACAGUCCGCAAUUAAUUAUCUGUGAUUUUACGGCAUAGCGAAACGAUGCAAACAAACGAACCGAUGCUACUGUGCCGUGCAAAAGAGUGUUUGAUUUCGCCCGAUCGCUCACGAAUGGAUUCUAUGUGUGUAUCUAUGUGUGUGUGUUAUCGGUGUUAGGCUAGGCAAACGAAACCACUACUACAGUGGCCAAAGGCGAACUAAAACUAAAUGGCGUCCAUUGUGCAGAGAGUUACCAAAAUGAGAGAGAGGGGGAGACGGAAAGAGCAAGCGAGAGAGAGAAAGAGAGAGAGAGAGAGAUAGUCACAAUCACACAACUGAUACAAAGCAAAACAGAAAGAUACAGAGAUAGUUUUCCGGUGUCCAGUUUUAACCUAGGUUUUUAACAGAUUUGUUUAGGAUUUACGAUUUACGAUUGCAAAGUCUGUAUAAGAUACAGGGCGAAGAACUGACAAACGAAAAUAAGUAGAGCAUGUCUUGGUUUGACAGUUACCUAGUCCAGUUUGUUUGUUUACAUUUUGUAGGGGUUGCUGCAACGAUUUUGUAACUACUGGAUAACUUACCAACAGGAUCCUACAUCCUUUUGAAAACGAUGUUUAAUAAUCACUCUAAGAUCAUUUUCCAUACAUUUUAUGUCUCUUAAAGAUGAUGAUCUCUCUAGAGUGAACAUUUUGUAAGGUGCAUCUGCGAUUUGGCAGCCGAAAUUCUCUAAGAUAUAUUUUUGCACAACAGUUCACAAAAAUAUUGGUCCAAGGAUGCCAGGUUUUUUCGGUAGUUUCUUGGAAACAUCAUAGCCUCAAAUUCAUUAGUUUUCCGCAACAUCAAUAUCUCUCUAAGUUGACGGUCCCUUGAAGAUUCGCCUUAGAGAGAUUUCACUGUGUUUCAAUCUUAAGUGUAGCCACUGAACUGCUACUCGAAAUCCUGUAAUAUUUGGCAGAAUCAAGCGCAACCGAAACAGUUCCUUUUGAGUACAACAUAUGUAUUUCGAUCGAAUUUCCGCUGGGAGAACAUGCUUCAUUAUAUUCAUAAUGCAAUUCGAUUCAAAUUAGCCGUCAAUUUAACCCACUAUUCACAUUGAGCCUCUGUUUGUGCGAAUAACAAUGAACGAGGCAACUGUCAAAUACUAGAUCUUUGUAUUAACUCUUUGUACUAGCAAAAACAAAGCUUUGCAUCGACCUGGAACAUAAAUGGACUUUGGCAUUAUGGACAUGAAGUUUGACAGUUGGCAGUGUCAAGCUGAAAGGACUUGCAGUCACGUAAUAAACAACAAAGUAAACACACACACACACACACACACACACACACAUACACACACACACACACAAUAAUAAUAUUUAACACAGUCGGCAGUCGCAGUAUGAUAAAUGGAUGCCAACGGAACCACACAGCAAAACAAACCAAAAACCCCAAUCGAUGAGCGUUGUGACGACACAAUCUGUGUGCACUCCCGUCCGUGUCUGCCAGUAGAAAAAAGAAAGAAAGAAAUCCUUGAGUCGCAACACAGGACGAAGGCCAGCAACUAAACGAAAAACCAGAAACAACUGAAUGUGAUUAUUUUCUAUAUAUUCAACAGAAUUAAGCUAUUUAUACUUAUACAGCAACGAAGCGGAGCGUAAGAGACGAGAGAGAGAGAGAGAGAGAAAACAUAGCGAAAACAAAGAGAUUCAAUAGUGAUUUUACACGCAGAUAUCUAAGAAGAGCAAACAAAAUACAACAACCAAACCAACUCCAAGGAACAGCGUAACAACGUUGCGAACCAAAUGAAACAGAAAAUCCGUCACGACAGCUUGCAACGAACCCCCCAAAAGACGAAGAGGGCACACUGGAGGUUGGGUAGACGGAGGUGCAAGGAGGUUUGGGCCGCAGGUCGAGUUGAUCCCGUUGCACGACCAAAGAAGGGGAAAACACGCAACUCAUCGCAGGUGCAGGCACAACCGAUACCAGGAAGAUAUACUCAGCAGCAGUUCUUGCAGCAGAAACUACAAAUGGAGUUGAAAUACUAAGGUUUUGGGUUACUUUUAUACAUUCUAUAUUUACAUGUAAACUUAAGCCAGAAACAAAAACGGGAAUUUUUUUCCAGCCAGUCGUACACAACUUAUUAAGGAAGCCGCCAGGAAGCGCCACCGUGCGCAACCACAAUCACUCAGUAAACCGUUAGUGGAUGUUAGUAGAACCGGACAGGAUGCGCCUGGAACGUCGGACGUCCGAAUAGGCAAUAGUGUUACAACCGAUGCGAAGCACAAUGGUACUUGGUUUACCACGCGUUAUUGUUUACUACAUCUAGCUCCGCAAUCCCCACCAACAAACUAACAACCCGAAACCUACGUAACGAAAAUACGCGUCCCCUCCCUUGAAACGAAUACUACUUAAGGCUAUACAUAUACAAGGUUUUUUUGUUCAUACAUAAAGUACUAAGUACAAGAUUACAUGGCACGGGACGAGAUGGAAAAUAUAGGAAACGGUAGUAGAGAAUGGAAUAGCACAACGAAGAACACAGUAGAACGCCGUGGUCGUUCGGGUUCAGUUCAGCGACUGCCCAACAGAGAGUUUUUUAACACAGAGAGAUUUUAUUUUUAUUCCCAUACAAGACGAGUAAGGCACAAGAACACUCAUCCACACGCACACAAGCACUCACACACGCACUCAAGUACACAAAAGUGUGCUAGUUAUUUGUGGCAAACGAUACGAGAAAGAUCCAGUGAGAGAGAGAGAGAGAGAGAGAGAGAGAAAGAAAGAGAGAGAGAGAAAGAAAGAGAGAGAAUACUGAAAGCUGUACUCAUUGCCCAUGGCAGGCCUACUAGGAAAGGGAAACCCUACAAUCUUUUAGUAACGCUGCAGUAACGCGCCACUCUCUCGUUACUCUCAAACGACGCCAACAAGAUGGCGGCACUGCUCGGCCGUAGUUCAGCGAACGGUAAACGCCGUUGCGGCUGUGCAGCGGCCCAUAUGCUAGCAAACGCGAAGGUCGAAUGGACGAAUGAGAAGGGGAAAGAUACAAUUUCACUGUGCCAAAUUAAAUGUACCUCAGAGUAACAUCAGACAAAUGUAGUAAGCAGCGUACGAAAACACAAACAAACACACACACCCACACACCCAAACGCACACCUGAUAGGUGGCAGGAGGGUACUAGGUGUACACUAGGUACGGUGACUGAACAGGCACUGAACGUCAACACCAUGGGAGCAGGGCGUCAGAUAAGCACACACAACCCUAGCAACGCUUCCAACAAUUCAAAACACACUCAACACACACAUGCUAGGUCGAAUAUUACUAAGUAACGAACAGUAUAUACAUUUGGUGUCGUUUUAAUUUCACGAGCAGUAACGCUCUACCAAAAAAAAAGAAAAUAGAAUCUACUACUAUUACUACUACUAAUACUACUUACAUGUAAGAAAAUGCAAAAUUAAUUACCAUAUAGAUGUCGCGCGGUUGUUGUUUACUUUUAUUUCUGCCAUUACCAUACCAAAAAGAGAAGAAAAAACAACAACAACAACAUGCCCGUUGCAUGUUGCAAAGAAGGGAAGGAACCAGGAGAUAAAAACGUGCAGUAAGAAGAAUACAGCCUGCUAGUAGGGGAGAAAUUGCCACCCCACUACUAAUUAGAUUGAUGUCUGUAAUAGUUGAGUAGUUUAAAGUUUAAACCCUGUAAAUAAAAGCUGAAGCGAACCUGGAGAGGGGAAGGGGAGAGAGGGGGGGGGGGGGGGAGAUUGAAACCAAAUCACACAUUAUCAGCUAUUGAGGAAGGCUGGGAAAAGAGGAAAGCUAGAAUAAGCUCGUCUACUAAAUCAGUGUUUGUUAAUGUCGUGCGGCGUAGGUACGGUCCGCGCAACUACUAUCAGGUUUAGCUGUCAUAAUAACUGUCAUACGGCAGGGAAUAGUACACACACAAACACUCACACACACCUAUAGCAAUAGCAAACACACACCGUUAGCUUGGUCGCGUGCGUCUAAUGUGAAUUCUUGUACUUAAGACAUGCAAAACAUACACACACUACACACACUGAUACUACUAGUCGAUUGACUCUUAGGCACGCGCUAGGGUAGGAAAUGGGAGGAAUAGAGAGAGUGAGAUAAUAAGAGAGAUAGGGAGAGAGAGAGAGAGAGAGCAGCAUUAUUCUACUUAAGAUUACGUGUAUCGAUAGCAAAUACUCUGAUGGAGAUUCAAUUAAGUUCCUACCGACAAGACUAACUGAAUCAGGUACUGGUGCGGGACGAUAGGGGCGUGCUGAGCGGCUGCGAGUUCAAUCUUGCCACCAAGCCACCGCCCCCUUUGCCACCGCCACAUCCCAAGCAGAAGAAUCGUUUCCACUGUUUGUACAAUCGAGGCAAAGUUCGAUUAUGCCACACACAUACGUGUUUUUGCCACAUUGUUCUAUAUAUAUAUGUGUAUGUGUGUGUGUGUGCGAGCAUGCGUAACUUUUUUGUUUGGGAUUCCGUUUUCCGUUUAUGUCAAUUUUGAGAGAGAGAGAGAGAGAGAGAAAGAGAGAGAGUGAGAAUUAGAGAAAGCAGCAAGUUCUUGCCCGUAUCUACUAAGCUUCUUUCAGUCGAACUGGAAGCUGCUGUUCUUCAUUUCCUUUCGUUUUCCGUUAGCCGUAGCCAUGGCGGAGAGGGUGAGGACGACAUCGAGGGAUCUGAACGUAACCGAGGGGUUUCCUUAGCAGAGUAAACUAGUAAACUGGAACUGAAUGUGUAUUUUUUGAAACGUGUUGUACAAAUUUUUUUAGUCAAAGUAGGAAGAGAUAGUGAGAGAGAGAGCGAGAGAGAGAGAGAGAGCCAGAGGCGGGCGAAGAAGCAUCGAGUGUAGGCGCCCCGGAGCGCAGAGGUGUAGAGAAGGAAUGUUUAGUGGUAGAUUUAAAAAGCAAAAAAAAAAAAUGAUGAUCCACAGAUGACACAUUUUUUCGUUUUCUCUCCCAUCCGGGUUGCAUGCGUGUGGUGUUAACCGGUAUUCUUGUCAUAAGACGUGUAGAACAGCGUAAAUAUUGAGGGAAGCCCCCAAUACCAACCAACCAUUGUGAACGUAGCACACGUCGCCAUUUUGUUUUGCUUUUUACGUUACGUGCUAGUAUACAGCUCUUCAAAAACCAAAAUUCAACCGGCUUCCAUAUUCCACAAGGGAACUGUGUAAGAAGAAUAGAGUGACUAAGAGAACAAACACAUCCAAACACAUACAUGGUACUCGAAAAAAAACGCACACACACACACCGUACUACCUACAGAACGCAACUGAACUACAACAGACAAAUUGAAUAACUGAAGCAAUAUUGAAGUGUGACUAAUAGUAAUCAGCUCGUGCACGAGGAUCUAUUACGCCGUAAGCUAGUACGUAAGUGACCCACACCGAUACCCGAUGCGGUAUACUAACCUUUGUUUUGUUUUGCUAUACCGCAAGAGAGAGAGAGCAAGUCUCUGCUGUGCGCGCACUUAGAUGUUGCGCAAGCGGACAGCGUAACGAUGUGCUACUAAGCCACGUCUACUAAGCCGGCCACAAUGAACAGACUCUCUGGAAGUAUGGAAUUAGUGAUAUAUUGCGGUACUGAAGAGCUAGCAAAGCGUAAGCCCCCUGGCCAUUACUGUGCAGCACAACAUUGUGAACAUGGAAAACCAUGCAAUGGGGCGCUCAAAAGUAUUUACGGCACAAGCGUGCGUGCCUGCGGGACAAGCAAUCUUUACACUGUCCAUAAAUAAUACACAGAUACACACGCACACACAGAGCACACAGUGUCGUUGGCCUGGCACCCGGGGGUGCGCUUGAUGUAUAAAAGAGUGAACAUACUCGGUUAGUCGUAGCGUUAAGGAGUAAGCAACCACAAUACCCACACCAUGCACUUUGACCAGAUUUUAACGAACGAGUGUCCACAGUGUUGCGCAAGUGACAGCGGGCAGAAGGAGGAGGAGGUGGAGGAGGAAGGGCUAGUGUUUAAGGUUUACUCGUUAUUCGUUUUGCUUUGUUGAUUCUUUUAUCGCCAGGUUUGUCAAACCAGGGCUAAUCUGUUGACGUUUGCGUAGACUGCCAUUACCACUACUACUACUACUACUACUACUAACUACUAAUAUUGAUUUUGUGUGCUCAGUUCCCGUGCAUCUUCAGUCGGUACGGUCGGGUGAUAGAGGAGGGAAGAAUAAGUAAAGUAGAGAGAGAGAGUGAGAGCGAGAGGGAGAGAGAGAGAGGGAGAGAGAGAGAUAGUAAGAGAUUUACUUACGAAUUACGAGGGCGUGACACGGCGCGGUACGUCUAGUUAACGAAACCCACCAACUAUCGACUGCAAACAGUGGCCAUAUAUUGCAAUACAUUCUCAUACACACCCGUACCAACACAGUAUACAAGCACGCAAUACAAGAAACGACAACGAUCGCCAUCAUCGACCACACUACUACUGCCGAACCAGUGAAGCAACUACCAAGCACACCCGCCCAGCAAACUACAGUAAGUAACAAGCCCCCCUGAGGACGGGGACAACCUACACUAGCAGUAAGUAUCGACACAUUGUCGCUGCCCACCUGUGAUAACAGUGCAACCGAACCCAAUCCAAGCCAACGCAGCAGCACAAACGCAACAGCAAACAAACGAACAAACAAACAAAUAGUCGAACCAAAGAAUGAAACACGUACAGUUACCAUAUUGCAGUAGCACAAGUCUACUGAUAGAUUGUUUUUAGCUGGCUUGCAAAAGCGUUACAGUGCUGAAGUCUUUACACUCAACCACUGGCGUGAGUGUGCGUGAUCUGAAAAAUGUUGUUAGUUUUGUUGUUGUUGUUUUUUUUUUGCCUCCUCUACAUUUCAUUUAAAGUGUAGGUAAUAGCAGCCCCCAGCGCGCCAGUGUGUGAUGAUUACGUACCGGUAGCGUUACGCCGUAACGCCAAGUAACGUUUUCUCGUUUUAUUUUUCGUUUGCGUUCCUCCAUCCAACGAAACGGUUGUGUUCAGUCGGCCCAUUCAGUUGCUCCGUUGCACUAGUUUGCAUGUAUAUCGCAGUGCUAGGACGGCGGGCGAACGAUGUAGCUUUUCGCUCGCAUGUACAGAUUAGGGCAUGGCUUAAUGUAGUAGCUACCCGGCCCAGCCCAGUUACCCUUCUUGUCCGUUUGCCGAAUUGGAGUUAAGUGAUAAUUAUUGGCUCGCCCGAGGACUGAAACCGGAUGGGAAGGCUGCAAAUUGCACCUUCCAGAGCCCGGCCGCGGGAUGGGAAAGCACGAUGUCGGCGAGUGAGGGCGAGCACACUAAAUUAAGAUUAAGCAAACCGCGUAAGCGAGCUAAAUUUAAUAACCAAAAACAAAAACAAAACAAAACAAAAUCUUGUACAUUUUAUGGAGGGGCAAUAGACUUGGUAGUUAAAUCAAUUUUUAAAUUAUCUUUUUCUCCCAAUCUGUAAGCGCAUCUUUUUUCCUAAGUGAAAUAAGAUUGAUCAGGCGUCGAUCGAGACUAUACUAUAGGCGAGACGUUCGUGAGGCUAGCAGCAAUGCAUACAAGUGAUAAUGAAUGCGUGUGAGAACGGUGUGUGUGUGUGAGGGCGGAAGGAUUAAUAUUUACCAAUUGACUUUAAUGUUGUGCGUUCAGCCGUGGGCACUAGCUAGACCGAUACGAUGCGUUCAAUUACACACUAUUGGAUUGGAAUGAUUAAAUCAACCGACAGGAAACCUUGUGUGUGUGUGAGAGAGAAAGAGAGAGAGAGAGAGAGAGAGAGAGAGAGAAGAAAAAAACGCGAAAACUCAAAAACAAAAUACUAUUCGGUGUUGUGACUUGCUAACUUACUUACUUAUUCGUAACAUUCCACAUUGCAAGCAAAGUGAUAUUGGGAUAUUGGUGUGGCGGGCGUCGCGUGGCUGGAGCGACCCGCCCGCUUGCAAGCGGAAUGGUGGGAUUAAAUUAUUGCAGAAACAAGGCCCACAAAACUAACACGAGCGACCAGAGCCUCCGGACGCAGCUCAGCGCAGCAGACAGGCACGCAAGUAACGCGCGCGCGUAACGUGACCCGGAACAGAAGCCGAGGACGCUGCCGUUACAGGCUGCAGGUCUUGCCUGGCUGCGGCACUGGCAGGCAACGUUUGUUGCCGGCGGCGAAUUUUAACAAAACAUUACGGCAACCUUUUACGGCACCGGGGCGGCAGUGUGAUUGAGCGUAGGUAUAUAUAUAUAUAUAUAUAUAUAUAUAUAGAAAUAGUUUACAAAGGAAAAACCGAAACAAAUUUGAAAGGACUAAACCCAAUCAAGCAACACAACGCAUGCACAACGGGCAUGUAAAAUACCAAUUGAGAUGUACUUUUCCAUUCAUAUAUUAUAUAUAUAUAUAUAAAUGUGUGUGUGUGUGAUUGAAUGUACGUGAGUGUAUUUUAGAGAGCAAUAAUGAUCAAUACAUAUAAAUUAAAUCGAUAAUCUUCACAUUCAAGCAAUUGUACUAGGUACAUGAAGGCGUAUGAUAUUGAAUAGUGUGAAGGCAGACGCGGGUGGAUGUCCCGGAAGAAGGUAAUCAAACAGAUGACAAAACAUAGGGGUCUGCUGCGCACACUAGUGCCACUAGUGGACCACGCUACAAGUAAAAAGACUAGUAAAAAUAUGUGAAAAUGUGGUAACAGGAGAAAUAGAAAGAAAAAAGAGAGAGAGAGAGAUAGUAUGAAGGAAAUAAUGGAAGCGAAUGAUUGUGAUAACGUUAAAAUUAUUAUAAAAAAAAGAUACCGUACAUAAACUUAGCGUGAAAAGAAAAAGGUAACAGAGAUUGUUAAAAUGUCGCUGUGUCGCGAGGAGCUAGGAAGAGAGAUAAGAUAGAAAAUAAGAAAACAAAGAACCUUAAAACGAAAGUAAAAUGAAUGUAUCCCUCCUCAUACACCGAUAGGAAACGAAUCUCUUUGCAAGAGGCAAGAGAGCAGUGAGAUGAGAAAGAAAAAGAGAAAGAGAGAGGGAGUGGCAUAGGUUACGGUCACAGGUCACAGCAGUCACAAUAACAUCCGACCGGGCGUAACGCGUGCAGCACGUACGUACCGGUUGGCCAUUGGUAGUGGUAGUGGACAGAUCAGGUAGCAGUAAACGCUCGUACUCUACCACAACCCGUAACAACUACAACUACCAGCGACGGAAGCGAGAGUUGGUUGCCUGUGCACGAUGUUUAUGUUUCUUUCUUUUUUUGUUACUUUGUGAGAUUACCAACCAAUAAAGAAUAUUCAUAUUGAGCACUCACUCACACACACAAACACACACAAAAACACACAAUUAUACUAAAACACUUACACAAAAUGCAAUGCAAACCAAAACAUACACACCCACACUCGCAUAUUUAAAGCAAAAAAGAUUGAUGAAAGGUGUACUUUGAUCGAAAUGGUUUCAAUACAAAAGAGAAAACAAAACUGCAACACUGUUAUUUGUCAAAGCGAAGCAAAUGAAACAAAGACUCAAUUUAGAAAGGCAGGAAGCGCAAACAAAAGAAGAAGAGAUAAAAGAGAAAUCGAAAAAAAAGAAGAAAUAGUGGACGUGUUACAUAAAACUGCAACAGAAAACAGAACAUCGCUGACGGUGUACUGGAGCACGUGCGUACGUGCGUGUUUUAGGUGGAAAUGGUCGAUUAGCAACCGAAAGCACAAAUUAGUAAAACAGCAACAACAACAACAAAGAAACAUAGAAAACGAAGCUGAACAAAGCGUAACAAAAUGGAAACAAACGCAGUGUUUUUUAUAUUCUCCGCCCAUAAAUAUUCCAAAAUGAACGCAAAAAAAAGGUUCAAUUAUAAUGUGUGUUGUACAUCUUUCGCAUCUAUUUCCUCUUUUCUGAAACGAGAGUACAUACAACUUGUGACUAAAAUGUGAAGCAACGGUAAAACAAAAAAAAAAACAAAACAAAAAAAACAAGAAAACAGUGAACGAUAAAUUGACACUGCACAAACAACGGUGUCCUGUAUUUAUUGUAAGAAGUUGCCAGUGUUCAGAGGCACAACGGAGCGGAGAAGUGGAGGAAAAAACGGACAAAAAUUAAAACAAAACACGUAUAGGAACGAACCAUUGGUAUUGAAAUCUUAUUCUGUUAACUAUUCUAAACCUCUCUUUACAUAACACCGCAUGAGCAUUCUUCGCGCCAAUAUUUUAUAAAGUUGAUAGAGGGAGAUUGAGAGAGAGCGAGAGAGAGAGAGAGAAAGAAAGAGAGAGAGAGAGAUAGAAAGAAAGAGAGAGAGAGAGCGAGGGGGAGAGAUAGAAAGAGAGAGACUUGAAGUGUGUCCGUGUGUAAGUAAGAGGGAUAAAGAUGGAAAAAAAACGUCCGAUAUGUGUUUGUAUCUUAAACGUGUAUAGUAAACUGAAGCAAGAGAAAAUAAGCACUUUGACUGAGGUGUGGUGGAAAAAUUAUACGUGCAGGAGUAGGCGUGCGACAAACAAGGCAAACAGAAGGAAAAGGAACAAUUUUUUAGGCAAUUUUUCACAGAACAAAACUAAAAAAAAACAUACAUCUAAACUUAUAUACAAGAGCAAGCAAACAUGAAGAGCCUACACGAAGUAAAUCAAACACAAACACACCCACACACACACACACACAUCCACGCGCACACUAAACAAACUCUAUUUCUUGUAAGAGAAGCUUUCGGUGUCCAAAUUAUACGGAAAGAGCGGAACGAUUGAGACCUAUUCAGCGAAAAUGAACACACACCGUACACGACGACAUGCAAACAUAAUCGAAGGAAAAACAAUGGAAGACAGACGAAGCAGAGAGGGGAGCAAGGGAACGAAAUAAGCCUGAACGAGCGUGCGCGGCAGUUAUGAGAAUAAGCGGAGCAAAAGAUUUCAACGCUGCCGAAGACGAGGAACGUGAAGUGAUUAAUUAGCUAGUAAUUUAUAUUUUCUAACGCCCCCCCCUACAACAAUUUUUGUGUUAUUGAGAUAAUAUUAAAAUACGAACUGAAUGUACAAUUUUGUUAGCUAGUGUAGAUCAAGAUAAGAUUUUAGUUUUUGUUUUUUUUUUUAUAGAACCUCGAAAGUUUAUAGAAAGUUUUUGGUUUGCUGGUCGUAUUCUAUUUUUUUUUUGUUGGUUGUCAAUUUGACAGUUCAUUAACAUACGGCCAACUUUGACGGACGUCGUCGGGUCGAUUACUACAUUUGUUUUAAUCUCAAAACACGCACACAUGCACACCAACAAAAUGAAAACCAUUUCACCAAAUGCCAUACAGAAGCGCUCAAUUCGCACCCACAAACACACCUACCGAUGCUUGUCCAAAGAGCAAAACAACACACAACUACUACCACUACCAGUACUAACAGCAAUAACACCGUUACUGCAUCCCUCUGUCAAUUGACAGUCAAUCUCGUGCAACUACCCCAUAGCUCGGCAGACGUAAAGUAACAAUAUAUUGAGCAGGAACCAGCAAAACGGAAGAAAAAGAAGAAGAAAAAAAAACACAAUAAUAUUUUUUGAUACAAAACAUUUUACAACCGAUUUACGCGAUUACGAAGAUGUAGACGAGAGACAGAGAAAAACAGAGCGAGAGAGAGUAAAACACAUACAACGCAGAAUAGAUUACAAAAUGAAAAUAAAUCGUGCAUCGAGGAAUACGCGAACGUCCUCGGUGGGUACUGAAUGGACUCGUUCAAUACACACACCCACACCUACACCUACACAACCGCCAGCCAACGAGAACAGAACUGAUAUACACAACCGAAUCUACACUUCAUUCACACAUACACUCCAGAUUAGGCUCUAUAUUGACACAGAAUAAACAAACCAGAUGCAGCAAUUGGUUUCAGUUUUCCACUAUUUUCUUCUCUAAAUUAUUGGUCUUUUUCUCAAAAAAAAAAAGUGGAUUGGCAAAAUUGGGAAGAGGAAUUCAGGCACCUACAAAAUUUGUGAACGUCCAAAAUUACAUAAUUGGCUAACGAGCGUGAUGAAAUCUUUUAAGAGCAAGGUAAUAUGAUCACGAACAAAAAUUGACACACAUGCACAGAGGCGUAACAAAUACAUAUAUCUAAUAAUUCGAUCGUGUGAAGUCAAAAGAGAUCAAACAAAACAAAUCUUCUAUUCGAGCAAACGCCGCAAAAUCAAAAUUUGCAAAUUGAAACAAACAAAAAAAAGGAAAAUAUCUUUCACCACGCAAGCACCGCACCGCGAAGGUACGAGACAAAUUUAAAACUAAAAGAAUAAAAUUAAAAAUGUUUAGGCAAAAUUUGACAAAACAUGAAAAAAAGCACACGAAUACACACCGACACUAUUUGAAACAAAAAAAAAAAAGAAAACAGCAAUGCAUAGCGACGCUUCAAACGAAACCAGGCUAAUGCAUGCUGAAAAUGCACCAUCUGAAGAAGAACGAAACACUUCUCAAAAAAGACGAAACGCCCUCUGAGGUUAAACGUUGGUAACAUCGGUGCCCCGUGUUUGGAGCAGGUUGGGGAUAAUGCCGCCCCAACUUGAACAAACAGUUCGGCACUGUGGGGUGGGGCACUCGACGACACUACACUCACUCUACCAAGUAAUACACACGGAUAUGACGAAGAGAACCUAAUAUACACAAAGAAAAGCUAACACACACACACACACUCAAACACACAAACACACACACACACACACACACACACACACACACACACACACACACACACACACACACACACACACACACACACACACACACACACACACACACACACACACACACACACACACACACACACACACACACACACACACACACACACACACACACACACACACACACACACACACACACACACACACACACACACACACACACGAACACACGCACACGAAAUCCUACAACAUACACAUACAGACAUUGUCCAGCAGAAUAAGCGAAGCAAAAAGUAUAUUAAAUUAUGUGGAAAAAAACACACACACAUACACUUCUUAAUUCUUGUUGUAAUAAAUGUUAUAUUUAUUGAAAAAUA
Messenger RNA from Anopheles gambiae (African malaria mosquito), 23727 nucleotides. It is a transcript of the gene mamo, whose product is annotated as homeotic protein female sterile. The transcript is spliced from 8 exons. The record is from RefSeq and is a predicted model, not a curated record. Gene Ontology annotation, molecular function: protein binding. The coding region runs from base 4431 to 9737 and encodes 1768 amino acids. Gene Ontology annotation, cellular component: nucleus. Gene Ontology annotation, biological process: regulation of transcription by RNA polymerase II. Lineage: Eukaryota; Metazoa; Arthropoda; Insecta; Diptera; Culicidae.